GCGGGGCUCGGCGGAGCUAUGCCGGCGGCCACGGCGCCGGGGCUGGACGUGCCGGGGACCGCCGCGCCCGGGCGGGACGGCGGCGGCCCCCACCAACACACGGGGCAGUGCAGCCGCAUCCUCCCGCCGCAGCUGGGCACGCUGCAGGUCCUGCACGGCAAUGGCACGGCCCUGGGGACGGUGGUGACGUUCCAGUGCUCUGCUGAGCACCAGCUGGAGGGCCCGGCAGUCAUCACCUGCGUCUGGAGAGGGACUGGUGCCCAGUGGACCGCCGGAGUGCCCUCCUGCAAGGCUGUAUCGAGAUACGAGACUUUUGGCUUUAAGGUCGCAGUGAUUGCCUCCAUCGUGAGCUGUGCCAUCAUUCUGCUGAUGUCCAUGGCUUUUCUAACUUGUUGUCUUAUCAAGUGUGUGAAGAAAAGUGAAAGGAAGAGGACUCAAAGAGAUAUGCAGCUGUGGUACCAGCUCAGAACGGAGGAGCUAGAGCACAUGCAAGCUGCUUACUUUGGUUUUAAGGGAAGAAACAACAACAACAGCAAUAAGAAACUCAGGAAUCAAUCCGUAUUCGAUGAUGUGACCACGAUGGCAUACGACAACCAGGGCUUCUACAGGUUCCAGGAGGAGUGGACUCGGGACACCAUGGCUCCUGGGUGCUGCCCGGUCAGGGAGGACGUGCCGCGGUUGCCCAGGAGCAGCAGCACCACGGUGGGACCCUACACGGUACCGGGAGGCACGGCCGGACCCACGGGGAGCUCCGUGCACGUCGUCGAGGUCUAUGGACAGAAGGACAAGCAUAACAAACCCAACUGGCAGAUACCUGGGUAGCUGGUGUCUGAGGUAUGGUCACUCCCCUGGACCAAAAUGAAAUUUGAACAGAAAUAUGUGCCUUAAAGACAACUUGGAAAGUUAAUUAUUCACAUGCAUUGGAAGGUUUUCUAUAGUCCAAGGUGGUGGUUUGACAGAAAGGUCUGAUACAAAUAAAGAAAUGAAUGCUGGGGCUGGCA
This is a messenger RNA of Colius striatus (speckled mousebird), 1001 nucleotides long. It is a transcript of the gene SUSD3, whose product is annotated as sushi domain containing 3. The transcript has 5 exons. The coding region runs from base 19 to 822 and encodes 267 amino acids. Gene Ontology annotation, cellular component: plasma membrane. NCBI's taxonomy places the organism in Eukaryota, Metazoa, Chordata, Aves, Coliiformes, Coliidae. The record is from RefSeq and is a predicted model, not a curated record.